Rosa chinensis is the source of this 2155-nucleotide messenger RNA. Its product is annotated as transcription factor HHO5. Gene Ontology annotation, molecular function: DNA binding; DNA-binding transcription factor activity. The transcript is spliced from 5 exons. NCBI's taxonomy places the organism in Eukaryota, Viridiplantae, Streptophyta, Magnoliopsida, Rosales, Rosaceae. Bases 243 to 1439 code for a protein of 398 amino acids. Gene Ontology annotation, biological process: regulation of DNA-templated transcription. The record is from RefSeq and is a predicted model, not a curated record.
UUUUUUUUUUUUUAAGAGGAAAAAAGAUUUCCCAAAUACCCAACUCACUGUCUAUAACCCUCAAUCUCUUCUAUAUAAAUAGAGCCUCUCUAUUUCUGAUUCUCGUUUUUCACCUCUCAGUUUCUCUCUGGUUAAAUCACACACACAAACCCAGAGCGAGCAAAAACGUAUAGAGAAGAAGAGAUAUCAGAAACCCAAUACCAGAAAGGAUCUAAAUCUCUCUUGUCUCUAAAUUUGUGAAGAUGGGUUCGGUUCCUCCUGAACUGAGCUUGGAUUUUAGACCCUCUUUCGUUCCGAAGACGAUCACUGAUUUCCUCAAGGAGGUUUCUUUGAUCGGAAAUGUGACUGAGAGGCUCUCAAAGCUUGACGAUUUCGUCAAGCGAUUGGAGGAGGAGAUGAGGAAGAUCGACGCCUUCAAGCGCGAGCUUCCUCUCUGCAUGUUCCUCUUGAAUGAUGCAAUUCAAGCUCUGAAGGAAGAUGCAAUGCAAUGUGCGAAGCCAAAUGUUCAACCAGUGUUGGAAGAAUUCAUACCAUUGAAGAAAGAUUGUGAUAAAAACACCGGAGAACCCAAUAACCGUAAGAAAGAAAAAGACUCUAGGGAUAAGAAGAAUUGGAUGAGCUCUGUUCAGCUUUGGAACACUGAUAAUUAUCAUCCUCCAACUAGUGAUUUCCCUUGUGAUCGAAAGCAAGGUUUCGAAAUUGAUUCUAAGAGAAAUGACACCAGAAAUGGGAUAGCAAAUGAGGAUCCAUUUCAGACAUGUAGAGAUAGGAAUGGUGGAAGAGCAUUCGUGCCAUUCAAGGCAUACCCUGCUUUUCCUGUCACAGCUGUGAGGAAGGAAGAUAAAGAGGAUUUGGCAGUUCAUGGGUUGUCUUUGCUCACUCCCGGAAUCAAGAAUCCAAAGGAAGAAUCAGCUUCUAGUGGUUCAAGAUCCACUUGUGGAAGGGCAGUCUCCUUCUCUGCUGCCAAUGUUCAAUCCCAUAUGAGGAUUUCGCCACAGCAGCCAACUUCCCGGAAACAGAGAAGGUGCUGGUCGCCGGAGUUGCAUCGGAGGUUUGUCAAUGCUUUGCAGCAACUUGGAGGUUCACAAGUUGCCACACCGAAACAAAUUAGAGAACUUAUGCAGGUUGAUGGCCUGACGAAUGAUGAAGUGAAGAGUCACUUGCAGAAAUACCGACUUCAUACAAGAAGAGUUCCAGCUGCCAAGUCUGCCCCUGCCAAUCAAUCUGUAGUUGUUUUGGGGGAUUUGUGGAUGUCCCAAGAUCAAUAUGAUGAUUCUUCAAAGGCUAAUAGUUCUCAGUCUGGCUCACCCCAAGGCCCUCUCCAGUUAGCUGAAAAUGGUGGUAAUGAUGAAGAAGACAGUGAUGAUGAUGAUGAUGCAAAAUCUGAAAGUUAUAGCUGGAAAGGACACAUCCACAAACCUGGAAAAAAUGAUGUAUAGAGUUUAUCCACCAUCAAUUUUGCAGAUAUAAAUUAUACAUGGGAGGGAGCUAAUGAAUAUAAAGAGAAAAUAAUUCAUUAUACAUAAAAGGGGAAGGAUGUUGAGAGAGACUGAAACAUCGGCUAUCAAAUUUUGCAGGAUUAGUUUUCCUUCCCUAGCGUCUUGAAUAUGAGUUUUAUUGUCUCUUGAAAAAUUGGUUUAAGAGUUGUUUCACCGAUCCUCAUGCCAAGGAAGAAACAAUGCCAUUUUUCCUAAAUCUCAACUUAAAGUUUUCGUGGAGUCUAUUUGUUUUGAGAUCUUAAGUCUGUUGGAGGUCUCUUGGAUAGGCUUUUAAGCAUUCAGGUGGAACAAGUCAAUCAUGCUUCGAGUUUUGAAGUCCAUGGAAGAAACAAGGCUAUUUCUACAUCAAGUUCAUAGUUUCCAUGGAAUUUCUUUAUUACGGGUUUUGAUGUCCAAGGAAGGAACAAAGGCAAAUUUUCCUGCAAGUUCAUAGUUUCCAUGCAGUUUCUUUGUUUUGGGAUUUCUAGCCCUCUAGAAUUUCAGGUGGAACAAUUCAAUCAUGAUCUCAUCUUUGAUCUAAAUGGACCCCUUGGGGAUCCAUUUUCUUUGCAUUCUAUUGAAAACUGACCCUGCAGCCUGAUCAUCCCUCUUUACCUUCUGAAGCUCAUUUGUAUAAUUUUCUUGAGAGGAAUGAAGAAAAUAUGAUCUUAUUUUGA